AUGUAUCGGGAUCUUGGUAUCCAUUGGGCAUCGGCAGUACUGGGUUUCAUCGCGCUCGCAUGCUUUCCCUUCCCCAUUAUAUUCUACAUAUACGGGCCCAAGAUCCGCGCAAAACGCAAACAUGCAGGCGAGUCAGCUCAGGUAAUGGAAACUUUGCAGAGGGAGAUGCUCAAUAGAGCUGUUGCAACACAAGGACUGGAUGCAAAUAGCAAAGAAGGCGUUGCUGAGGUCUGA
Monascus purpureus is the source of this 234-nucleotide messenger RNA. Lineage: Eukaryota; Fungi; Ascomycota; Eurotiomycetes; Eurotiales; Aspergillaceae. The record is from the annotation of a GenBank genome assembly.